Messenger RNA from Sphaerodactylus townsendi, 1140 nucleotides. It is a transcript of the gene TBC1D7, whose product is annotated as TBC1 domain family member 7. The record is from RefSeq and is a predicted model, not a curated record. Bases 162 to 1043 code for a protein of 293 amino acids. Gene Ontology annotation, biological process: negative regulation of TOR signaling; activation of GTPase activity. The transcript has 8 exons. Lineage: Eukaryota; Metazoa; Chordata; Lepidosauria; Squamata; Sphaerodactylidae. Gene Ontology annotation, molecular function: GTPase activator activity.
AGGCGACGGCGGCGUCCUCCCUCCCUCCCUCCACCCCACCCCCGGUUGGGCGGGCCAGCGGCUGCGCGGCGCAGCCUGGCAGAGCUGCACGGGCCCGGCGUUUUUUUGCUGCUUCCCGGGAGCCGGCGCUGCAACCUGGCCGGGGGGCUGGAGAAUGAAGCAUGGCCGAGGACCCACAGAGAAAUUUCCGAUCUGUAUAUUAUGAAAAAGUGGGCUUUCGUGGUGUGGAAGAAAAGAAGUCAUUGGAAAUCCUUCUGAAAGAUGAUCGAUUGGAUAUCGAGAAGCUUUGCACAUUUAGUCAAAGAUUUCCUCUCCCAUCUAUGUAUCGAACCCUGGUGUGGAAGGUGCUUUUAGGUAUUCUUCCUCCCCAUCAUGAAUCUCAUACAUUUGUGAUGAAGUACCGCAAAGAGCAAUAUAAAGACGCAUACCAUGCCCUUCAAGUAAUUCGCUUUAUCAAUGAGUCGACCCCAGAAGUUGAGGUUUUCCUCCGAAUAUAUCAGCUGGAAUCGGGAAAACUACCUCGAAAUCCAUCUGUCCCAUUGGAACCUGAAGAUGAAGUAUUCCUUGCUAUUGCUAGGGCUAUGGAGGAAAUGGUGGAAGACAGCAUCGAUUGCUAUUGGCUCGUCAGUAGUUUUGUGAACCUGUUUAACAAUAAAUACAAGGACUCUUUACCCCAACUGCUAAAAUAUUUGGAACAGUCUUUGAGCCUUGAAGACAGCAGACUCCUAAAGCACCUGAAAUCAUGUUCAGCCAUGGGCCAACUUCCUUACAAUCUCUGGUUUAGGAAGUGUUUUGCUGGGUGUCUACCUGAAUCAAGCUUACAAAGGGUCUGGGACAAAGUGAUAAGCGGUUCCUGCAAAAUCCUUGUCUUUGUGGCUGUUGAAAUUUUGUUAACUUUCAAAAUGAAAUUGAUGGUACUGAAUAGUGCGGACAAGAUUGCCCAGUUUUUGGAAAAUAUACCUCAAGACAAUACGGAUGCAAUUGUGAGCAAAGCCAUUGAGCUGUGGCAUAAACACUGUGGAACACCUGCUCAUUCAGUCUGAGCCCUUGCUGACCACAGUUUUGUGUUAUCGUGUGUGCGUGUAUGUCUUUUGUGCACCCCUCUCCCUGGAAACACCAUAUUAAAAGUAUUUAAACAUU